AACAAGAAUUGGAAAGGGCGGUUCACACGGAGCUGUUUAUUUUCCAGCCCGAGGUCUUCCAGACAAUUGAUGAUCUGUAUUGAAAAGAUCUCUGUGUCAUUUAUAGCAGCCAGCAGAGAUAAAUAAUGCCUCUUUGCUGGACUUACCACCGGGACUGCCAGCUCGGGCUCCUCAGGCCAGCUCACAACUGGGCUGAGAGAGAUGUCAGCCCCAGGAAGGAACUUGGAUGCCUUGGGGAUUGAUGCCUUGGAAAUUUUCUCCGGAGAGGGUGCAGGGUCUGGGAUAGGGGAGGAGAAAGGACUUCCGUUAGGUUAAAGCCUGUGUACAUAUGGCUGUGGGCACCGACAAGCUCACUAGAAUAAGCCAAUGACAUUUCUCCUUUGGCCCGAGCAGCUCAGAGUCAGGAAGCCAGAAAAUCCAGCAGCUCUCCGAGGGCUCCAUGUUUGGCCACGGCCUGAAGCACCUGUUUCACAGCCGCCGCAGGUCACGGGAGAGGGAGCACCAAGUGUCUCAGGAGGCCCAGCAACAGCAGCAACAGCAGGGCCUAUCCGAUCAGGACUCCCCAGAUGAGAAGGAACGCUCCCCGGAGAUGCACCGCGUCUCCUAUGCUGUGUCCCUGCACGACCUGCCUGCCCGACCUACUGCUUUCAACCGGGUGUUACAGCAGAUCCGUUCCAGGCCCUCCAUCAAGCGGGGUGCCAGCCUGCACAGCAGCGGUGGGAGCAGUGGCCGUCGUGCCAAGAGCAGCUCCUUGGAGCCACAGCGUGGCAGUCCACACCUGCUUCGGAAGGGACCCCAGGACAGCAGCCUGGCCGCCAUCCUGCACCAGCACCAGGGCCGACCGCGUUCCUCCUCUACUACUGACACUGCCUUGCUCCUGGCUGAUGGUAGCAAUACAUACCUCCUGGCUGAGGAGGCCGAGGGCAUCGGGGACAAGGGUGACAAGGGAGAUCUUGUGGCCCUGAGCCUCCCCUCUGGCCCUGGCCACGGUGACACUGAUGGGCCCAUCAGCCUGGACGUGCCAGAUGGAGCGCCCGACCCCCAGCGGACUAAGGCUGCCAUUGAGCACCUGCACCAAAAGAUCCUGAAGAUCACCGAGCAGAUCAAGAUCGAGCAGGAGGCCCGGGACGAUAAUGUGGCAGAGUACCUGAAGCUGGCCAACAACGCCGACAAGCAGCAGGUGUCACGCAUCAAGCAGGUGUUUGAAAAGAAGAACCAGAAGUCAGCCCAGACCAUUGCCCAGCUGCACAAGAAGCUGGAGCACUACCGCCGGCGCCUGAAGGAGAUAGAGCAGAAUGGGCCCUCGCGGCAGCCCAAGGAUGUGCUCCGCGAUAUGCAGCAAGGGCUGAAGGAUGUGGGCGCCAACGUGCGCGCUGGCAUCAGUGGCUUUGGGGGUGGAGUGGUGGAGGGUGUCAAGGGCAGUCUUUCCGGCCUCUCGCAAGCCACCCACACUGCAGUAGUGUCCAAACCCCGGGAGUUUGCCAGUCUCAUUCGCAACAAGUUCGGCAGCGCCGACAACAUUGCCCACCUGAAGGAUCCCAUGGAAGACGGGCCCCCUGAAGAGGCAGCACGGGCCCUGAGUGGCAGUGCCACAUUAGUGUCCAGCCCUAAGUACGGCAGUGACGAUGAAUGCUCCAGUGCCAGUGCCAGCUCAGCUGGGGCAGGCAGCAACUCUGGGGCUGGGCCAGGAGGUGCACUGGGGAGCCCUAGAUCCAACACUCUUUAUGGUGCCCCAGGAAACCUGGACACUCUGCUGGAGGAGCUGCGGGAGAUAAAGGAAGGCCAGUCACACCUGGAGGAUUCCAUGGAGGACCUGAAGACUCAGCUGCAGAGGGACUACACCUACAUGACCCAGUGCCUGCAGGAAGAGCGCUACAGGUAUGAGAGGUUGGAGGAGCAGCUGAAUGACCUUACUGAGCUUCACCAGAAUGAGAUGACCAACCUUAAGCAGGAGCUUGCCAGCAUGGAGGAAAAGGUGGCCUACCAGUCCUACGAGAGGGCCCGAGAUAUUCAGGAGGCUGUGGAGUCCUGCCUGACCCGUGUCACCAAGCUGGAGCUGCAGCAGCAGCAGCAGCAGGUGGUACAGUUAGAAGGUGUGGAGAAUGCCAACGCGCGGGCUCUGCUGGGCAAGUUCAUCAAUGUGAUCCUGGCACUCAUGGCCGUGCUGCUGGUGUUUGUGUCCACCAUUGCCAACUUCAUCACACCCCUCAUGAAGACACGCCUCCGUAUCACCAGCACCGCCCUCGUGCUCCUUGUCCUCUUCCUGCUCUGGAAACACUGGGACUCGCUCACCUACCUCCUGGAGCACGUGCUGCUGCCCAGCUGAGCAGCUGCCGGCCCACCAUGUGCUCUCCGGAUUCUACUGGCCACAUCUCCAGGAGGGUCGGGAACUCCGAGUCCCUUGGAUUUUGUCAUGUGUCCUGUUUGGCCCCCAGCUGUCCCUUCUCUGCACUGCUUCUGUCUGACACCAUCUCCCUUUCAGCCUGAGGGCUGCUGAGAGGGUGGGGUGGGCUGGGCUGGAGUAGCGACACUCACAGCCAAGUGGAGCAAGGGCACCAGGGCUGCAUUAUUUGAAUUAUUUACAGUCACAUGGGACUUUUCUGAACUGACCGGAGGAUGUCCUAGUCAUGAAGGCCACUAAGAUAGAAGGCCAGUCUGGAUUUCUCUAAGGAAGAGCCCACCCUGGAGGCAGCCAUAGUUGUCCUCCUCUGGAGAUGGAUAAAAGCCAGUGGGAGGCUUGGGGCCAGAUGGCAGGCUUGGCACAGCCACUGGGAGCUCAGCUUCCCCUUCUCCUGCUCCUCUUCCCACCAAGCUGGUUUGAGACUGGUUUCUAGAGGCUGGGUGGGGUGUGGCUUUGAAUUUGUGUUUUCUCUCAUCAUCUUUCUGCCUGUCACUGGGUGUGCUGUUUUCUGAAAAAUGGGCCUCAAGGGUCCUGAGCCUUCAGCCCAAACCCUUAGGCCUCUGAGAUCAAGUUGAGGUCUAUUUAUUUAUUUGUUUACUUAUUUAUUUGUUUCUACCUUUCCCUCACUUCCUCCCAGCUGGGCUCCAGGGAGAGGACCCUGCUCAUCCUCCCCCUGAAGCCAGGGCUUGUUCUCAGUUCAUCACGCUCCAGACUGUGUAUCAUCUGGUGUUCUCGGCUGGAAAAAGGGGUGUGCGGUCCCAAGCAGCCCCACCAGAUGGCAGGAGGACCAUGGCCUAUGUUAUAUACAUCUAUUUAUUUUAUGUGUGUCUUUGGGGAAGAGGAUGUUUGUUGACUUAUUUCUUUAAGGCUUUGGAGUGUUAUGUUCAGUUCUGUACAGCCCAGCCUCCCCAUGGGCCCUUCCAAGCACAGCGGGGAUUUCUCUGAAUAGGAGAGAGGAAUCCAUGAAGCAGGAGAAGCAGUGCCUGCCAGCUGUGGUGGACCUUCCUGAGAAAUAAAUAUCCUCUACGUUUUCAAACCA
Molecule: messenger RNA, 3440 nt
Organism: Meriones unguiculatus (Mongolian gerbil)
Lineage: Eukaryota; Metazoa; Chordata; Mammalia; Rodentia; Muridae
Gene: Tmcc2
Product: transmembrane and coiled-coil domain family 2
Exons: 5
Coding region: 440-2326 (628 amino acids)
Biological process (GO): amyloid precursor protein metabolic process
Cellular component (GO): endomembrane system
Source: RefSeq, a predicted model, not a curated record